Messenger RNA from Monodelphis domestica (gray short-tailed opossum), 4119 nucleotides. NCBI's taxonomy places the organism in Eukaryota, Metazoa, Chordata, Mammalia, Didelphimorphia, Didelphidae. The record is from RefSeq and is a predicted model, not a curated record.
AUUCCUCACACCAAAGAAAUCCCAGGUUGGGACAGAAACAAAAUUAAUUGGAAAUGCUUUUCCCACGAGAAGGGGAAAUUUUUUUCCAGAGAAAUCUUCUAUUGGCACAAGGGUUCUGUGUUCCAUUUAGUCACUAAAAUCAACAUUGAGAUGAAAUUGCAUGGCAGGGUAAAGGCCAGGCGAGGGAUCGUAUCUGGCAGUUGAAAGCAUCGGCUUCCCUUGUGCUUUCUGUAAAGGCUUUGUCCGAAGGGAACCCAAGCAUUGGUGCUAUGACUGGCUUUCUUUUUUUUCCAUUUGUUGGGAUCCUGGGUAAAUACAUUUGGCCAUUUUCAUUGAUUGCAAGUUCCCAUCCCAAGUCUGUGAUGAGGUGGCACUUUUGUACUUUGUUAUCUCAGACACUCCGAGCUACCCCACAGGUCUGGACCAGAACUCUCCUCUCUCUUGGAUUACUGGCAAGUGGGUGGUCAGCCUCGCCCCAGAUGCCUCUCUGCUCCUUACUAACACAGGAGUUUCAGAAAAACAGUUUGGGGGAGGGAGCCACUAAGCAUAGUACGGGAAAGUUAAGACAAAAUCAUCGUGGAAAAACAGCCUGUCAUGGUGGGAAGAGCCCAGACAGGGAAUCGGAGAAGGAGGGUUCAACUUCAGUUUUACUAGGCCACACCCUUCAACCAUGCCCUUUCCCGUCCCCCGUCCUCAGGUUUCCCAUGCUCUCUCAAGUCUCAUUCAGCCCCGAUGCUGUGUGGCUGUGACUUGAACCUUGAGCCCCUAAAGUUGCUCCAAUAAAGCUAGAGAAGGGCCCCUCUGCCUUCUGUGCUUCAGAUCACCCAGGGCUCAGGCUGUGGAUUCUCAGGGGCCAUUCCAAAGUGCCCCCGAGAUAGAGAAGGGCCUGCAGUGUCAAGGGGAGAGGGAGCUAGAGCCCCAGUCAAGCAGGUGAGCCAGAAGGAGAGAAGCCCUAGUGACCUGUGUGGAGAUGUGGUAGCCACCAUCCCCGAGCCUUCCACACGUGCCAUGCUCAGUGAGAGGCAUCCCCAGCAUAAGACCGAAUGUGCCAGAUGAGAGUUGGCAUCUCCCCUGUUCUCACGGCACUCUCAGGGAUAGAUGUCCCAGGGCCCUGCAGCAGCCAGUGUGGCCUGACCUCCCUGUCUCAUCUGAGCUUAGCUGGAAGAUUGUCUUCUUUGCCUUGGACCUUUGCCUUGGACGGUUAAAAAUGGCCAGCAAAGGCCCCACCGCCUCCACAUCUCCUGAGAGCUCCAGCACAGGGGGCACAAGUGGCAGCAGUAAUGGCCCUGGAGAUAAUGGCAAUCAGGACAGCACUUUUGAAUGCAACAUCUGCUUGGACACAGCCAAGGAUGCUGUCAUCAGCCUAUGUGGCCACCUCUUCUGUUGGCCCUGUUUACAUCAGUGGUUGGAAACCAGACCAAACAGACAGGUGUGUCCAGUGUGCAAAGCCGGGAUCAGCCGAGAUAAAGUAAUCCCUCUGUAUGGAAGGGGCAGCACUGGGCAGCAAGAUCCCAGAGAGAAGACACCGCCCCGACCUCAGGGACAGAGGCCAGAGCCAGAGAACAGAGGGGGAUUUCAAGGCUUUGGCUUUGGCGAUGGCGGCUUCCAGAUGUCUUUUGGAAUUGGAGCCUUUCCUUUUGGGAUCUUCGCCACAGCUUUUAACAUAAACGAUGGACGGCCUCCUCCAGCUGUUCCCGGGACUCCCCAGUAUGUGGAUGAACAGUUCCUGUCUCGGCUUUUCCUGUUUGUGGCUCUGGUGAUCAUGUUUUGGCUUUUGAUCGCGUAACUGUGUGUCUGCGUCCUGGGGAAACAGCAGCAGCUUCACCCACCCCACGUCGAACCCCUCACUGCCCAGCCUCUGAGCUCAUCCAGGGCCCAGGAAUCAAUGGGGUCAGCAACCCUUGGAGGAGCCUGGCUUCUGGGAGCAGAGCUUUGGAAUGAAAUGAGCUAAAUUUUGGUUGAAGAGUCCACAUUUCCAUGGGGUCCCUGCCAGCCUCGGACCUGGGACAGAACAGCUUAGAGGUCCCAUGGCAGCCAGCUCAGAGGGAACUGAUCUGAAGUGGGGAAGGGCUGGGGAGAGGCAAGCCCCCUUGGUCUAAUCUGUAUGAGCGUAACGUCGUAAAAGUAAAGGGAAGGCCCAGAUGGUAUUUCUCAGACCUGUAGAUCUCAUCUCCUUAGACAGGAGUCUAGCCUGACUCCCCAUGUGAGCAACCUAUGCACACGCCAGCCUGACUCCACAGUGGCAGGAAAGGGGGUCAGGGUGAGGCUCACCUUCUGUUCCCAGCCUCACUCCCACCCCCCAUCUCCCACUGCCAUCUUCAUCCCUGCUCCUCCUCCUGAUUCCGCUUUGGAGCUGGGAGCAGACAGCAGUAGACCACCAGACUGGGAGAAUUGACAGAAGAGGUCUGGGAGCUUGGAGCAUUUCAGUGACCCAGACCCUUGGGCUUUCUUCUGGCCUUGGAAAGGCAUUGGCUACCUCCCUCCUUGGUAGAGACGGCCUGUUUGGCUCAAUGAAGUGUGGCCCAGCUCAGCUUGGAGGCUUCCUGCCCCCUUCUUGAGGGCUUCUCUCUACCAGGAAGAAUAAUGGUGAAGACUUUCCAGGCCCCAAAGACAAACCUUUUUUCAGGCUUCUGAGGAUCUCUUGCCAAUAAAGAAGAGGGGAAAUUUGAGCCACUAAAAACUUUCUAAGAUUCAGUUUAAGUUUUAGUUAUUUGCAUCUCUCCAGGAAGAAGAAAACCUGCCUUCCCAGAAGCAGCCCCUGGGCAAAGGCCCUCUAUACCUCCAGGCUUGUUUUCUUUCUGAAAGAGAGAAGGAGGGGGAUGCUCAUUGCCAGCCUGCCUCAAUUGUCCUUUCUUCAGCAGGGCCAUAGACAGUAGGCUCUCUGAGGAGUCCACGUCGAUGUGGGUUUACCAAGUUUUGAGGACUAUAGAGUCCCUUACACAUUUUGUCUUAAAAGAGACUUCCUGUUUGCUGCCAAGGUUGGGUGACUCCUGAUGGGGAGAGAUGCCUUAGAUCAUUGCUUAAUUUUUCCUUCCCUCCUUACACCUCUUCAUUGAGAAUCUUGGGAAGAAAGUUACCUUAGUAUAAUAAUUGGUUUGGUUUCUUGUUUGAAAAUGACUUUUUCUUUGAAUCUGAUCAGUAAGAAGGUAGGGUGCUGAAUGGUUCCAGGCUACCAUCUCAUCCAGUUCUCUGUCCAUCUCUCAGUGUCUGUGUCUCAGCUUACCAGAAUAUCUUUAGGUCCAAAAGGAGUCCCAACAUUGCCUUGGAGGAAACCCAGCUCCAGAGUAUUUCUAGGGUUGGGAUUUCUUCCUUAUAUGAAAUCUGCCGCUCCUGGCCCACUCCUCAUUCUUUAGAAGUAGAGCCCAGAAGGAACUCUGGCCUCUGCUUUGGGAGAAAGCAGCCUGGAGUCCAAAGAUACUGGGAUGAGGGAACGAACGGACAGCCCCCCAACCUGUAUCCUCCCCCAAGGCUCCCCUCUCCAAAGCCCCAGCCCAGUCUCAAAGGGUUCAGAACCAGCUAUUCUGUAGGGGUCAUAUUGGUUAUGACCCAAUGAGAGAGAGAUGCACAGCCAGGCGCUUAGCUGGUGCCCAUGUGUCUGAUCCAAGAUCCCCAUUGGGACCCCCACUCACCCAAAUGGCCAGAUCCGGGAGGCCCUUGGAGCUGGAAGCCCAGGGCUUGGGAGUUGGCCCAGUGUCCCUUCCUGGCUGUGGGAGACGGAGUUGGAGGCCAGAGGCAGAAGGAUGGGGAUUGCAUUAAGAAAGUGGAAUCCCUUGGAAUCUACAAAACAAAGGCAGAGGGAGGUUAAUCAGAGGCUCAUUUACUUUGGGGCUAGGCCAAAGCAGUGGCCACAGCAGGUUUGGAACUGCCUCCUCAGUCCUGGGCCCCUGGGCCAUUCAGUGACCUUACACGUCUUCCUUUUCCAGGUUAAUGCAUUUCUUCCUUUGGGAGCUCUUGGCUCUUUUUCUCCCUUUUGUUCCUUUGUAUCAAUUAGGACUGUGCUCUGGCCACAGACCACCAAUGACACUAUGUACCUUGAGAUACAUUUACCAGUUACUAAUUUUCACUGUUGUGAAAGUGAUUUGAUUUAGAAAGAAAAAUUAAAAUGGUUUUACAUUGAAA